AACUUGGAGAAAGAAGGAGUCCCGCGCGUCGGAAUGGUGAGACGGGAGCGCGCGCCGAGGAGCCGCGCACGACGCGGAGCGGACUGGAAGUUGACGAAGAAGGUCCGCGGCUUUUGAACACUCGGGUCCGACCCCCCCCCCGCCCCCACCUCCUCCCGCUGUGCCGUGGGUCCCGGUGGAAGGAGGUCUUCCGUUAAGCCCCACCGGGGGGGCCGCGCGGGCUCUCCGACCGAUGGAAACAGAGCAGAGGGAGCAAGAAAAAAAAAAAAAAGGGGGGAAUCUCUUCGCUCCGGCAGAAGCGCCGGCGAGGCGACAUCUGACGCGUCUUUUAUUACUUAACGUGAUAUACGAAAUGUAGUCCGGACAUGUAGUAAGCGCGCGUGUGUGUGUGUUUUUGUGUGCUUUUAACGCGUGCGUGUUAGCAUGAUAUUGAGUCCGACAUGUCUGACGUGACGCCGAGUAAAAGCGUGGAAUGGCUGCAGCGGGAGUUGGAGUCCGGAGCCGCGUCUCUGCUGCUGCUGGACUGCCGCUCGCACGAACUCUACGAGUCGUCCCACGUAGAGACCGCCAUCAACCUGGCCAUACCGGGGCUGAUGCUCCGCAGGUUCAAGAAGGGCAACAUCCCGAUCCGGACCAUCAUCCCCAACCACGAGGACAAGGAGAAGUUCGUGAGGCGCUGCAAGACGGACACGGUGCUGCUGUACGACGAGACCACCGCGGGCUGGCAGGACGGCGGCGCCCCGGCGUCGGUUCUGGGUCUGCUGCUUCAGAAGCUGUGGGAGGACGGCUGUAAGGCGUUUUACCUGGAAGGUGGAUUCGUGAAGUUUCACACCGAGUACCCGGAGCACUGCGAGACCCUCCUGGACAGCUCGUGCCCCAGCUCCUCCCCGCCGCUCUCCGUCCUGGGCUUCGGGAACCUCCGGAUCAGCUCGGACUGCUCGGACGGGGAGUCCGACCGGGAGCCCGGCAGCGCCACGGAGUCCGAGGAGAGCCCCGUCCCCGGCAACCAGCCGGCCUUCCCCGUCCAGAUCCUGCCCUACCUUUACCUGGGCUGCGCCAAAGACUCCACCAACCUGGACGUGCUGUGCCAGUACAACAUCCAGUACAUCCUGAACGUCACGCCCAACCUGCCCAACGCGUUCGAGCACGACGGCCACUUCCGGUACAAAAAGAUCCCCAUUUCGGACCACUGGAGCCAGAACCUGUCCCAGUUCUUCCCCGAGGCCAUAUCAUUUAUAGAUGAAGCUCGGUCCAAGCACUGCGGCAUCCUGGUCCACUGCCUGGCCGGCAUCAGCCGCUCGGUCACGGUCACCGUGGCCUACCUGAUGCAGAGGCUCAACCUCUCGCUGAACGACGCCUACGACUUCGUCAAGAGGAAGAAGUCCAACAUUUCCCCCAACUUCAACUUCAUGGGUCAGCUGCUGGACUUUGAGAGGACGCUGGGGCUGCGCAGUCCCUGCGACAACCGCUCCGCCAGCGAGGAGCAGCUCUUCUUCACCACGCCGACCAAUCACAACGUCUUCCAGCUGGACACCCUGGAGUCCACAUGAGGGGUCAAUCGGAUGGCCUUUUAUUUUUAUUUUUUUUGUCCCGUGUGAGUCAGUCACAGUAUUUCUGAACCAAAAGGAACAUUGCUUCCAGCCUGCCUUAAUCUCCAACACAAGGAUGACUCUGGUCACCCACCAUACGCGGCAUUAAUCGCUGGUCAUGUGCGACCGUGACAGCAGGACACUUUUCUAUUAUAUCUAGGAUUGUCGUUUCACCAGCUGUAAAGCAGAUGCUAGUGUUUCGAGAAUUGCCUCGGUGGUCUUUCGGCCGAUCAGAAUGUGUUUCCGGGGACCAAUCUCGCGACGUUUUCACGUUGCGCAAAAUAAGCUUCGGCAGCGAUCCGGCCUUGAAAGAUUGUCCAGUUUUUCGUCUGACGACUGGUCAGAAUGAAGAUGCCACAGAAAGUAUAUAUUUUAUCAAUACUUUCACUGACGUCUCGUUAAAUACGUUCCAGUGCCCGCUUUCAGUUAAAACAUAAUUUUCCAUAAACGUCCCCUGUAUGUUAUAUUUCUUAUAACUGCAUCAUUUGCAUGUGACCUUUUAUUUUGCGACCCUUAGCUCACGUUUCCUGUCGUCGAGGCCUUAAACCACACGUCCGAUACCGCCAGAGCAUGAGAGCGGCUUUUCGCCCACGAUUGACGGGAACAGACGUGUAACUAAUCGGUGCGUAAAGGAAUGGACGGCCUCGUUUUUUUACGCCUUUGGUCUGCAGCGACUCCCUUCUGAUGGCACAAUGUGUAAUCAGCUGUUCUCAGAACAGUGAGAGGAAAUGAAAAGGAAACAAGUUUGACGAAAUAUGUUCUUACCUCAAAGAGAGACAUUUUCAGGGAUUUUUUUAUACCAGUCAUCUGUAUCUCGUCGCGGCCUCUUAAAGUGCAUCCAAGGGCUGUUUUCGUUUUGGUAUCUUUGUAAAGAUGUACAUAAAAUGCGGUUGCCAUGGGGGGGACAUUUUCUUAAAAUCAUGAAGGAUGCAAAAGUGACCCUGUUUUUGACCCUUAUGUAUAGUAUAUGUAAAGCUAAAUGUCCAAGACAUUCUGUACAAGUUUAUACAACAAAUAUAUUGUAUAUUUUUACUUGAAAAUCA
Messenger RNA from Gasterosteus aculeatus aculeatus (three-spined stickleback), 2632 nucleotides. Its product is annotated as dual specificity protein phosphatase 7. The record is from RefSeq and is a predicted model, not a curated record. NCBI's taxonomy places the organism in Eukaryota, Metazoa, Chordata, Actinopteri, Perciformes, Gasterosteidae. Gene Ontology annotation, biological process: negative regulation of MAPK cascade; peptidyl-tyrosine dephosphorylation. Gene Ontology annotation, cellular component: cytoplasm; cytosol. Gene Ontology annotation, molecular function: MAP kinase tyrosine phosphatase activity; protein tyrosine/threonine phosphatase activity; MAP kinase tyrosine/serine/threonine phosphatase activity.